ACAGUUAAGAUGUUGCCUCACACAGUUAAAUGCAAAUUGUAUUUUUCCCAGCUGUAUUGGUGAUAUCUUGCUGUUUGCAUAGUUCAUACGCCACCUACUGCAAAAGCGAGCUGACAGCUCAUGCAAUGCUGGAAGCAUUUUCAUUCCAUCAUUGUGGCAGGGCUGAAUAGGGUUCCUUUUUUAUUUUUCUUUACAACCAAACAAGAGAAAGGCCGGACUGCUAUUGUAUCACGCUGCUGAUCAGAAUGGAACAGAGAAUCAACAGAACGGACAAAGACUCUGAAGACAAAUGUAACAAUACAGAAGAUGGAGAUCCACGAACAAAAUGUAAAACAUCUCUCCUCACUCUCAAUGUUGGUGGCUAUCUGUACAUAACGCAAAAACAGACUCUCUCCAAGUACCCGGACUCUUACCUUGAAGGUGUGGUCAAUAGGAAAAUUUUCUGCCCAAUUGAUGCAGACGGACAUUACUUCAUAGACAGAGACGGGUUACUAUUCAGGCAUGUUUUGAACUUUUUACGCAAUGGGGAGCUUUUGUUACCAGAAGGCUUCCAAGAAAACCACCUUUUAGCACAUGAAGCUGAUUUUUUCAAGCUGAAGGCACUAAAUGAAGCUGUGAAAGCCAGAUGGGAGAAAGAGCAGCAGGCUGCACGGGAAACCACUUUUUUGGAAAUAACAGAUAACCAUGAUCGGUCUCAGGGUCUCCGGAUCUUCUGCAAUGCCCCCGACUUCAUCUCCAAAAUCAAAGCCCGCAUUGUGCUGGUUUCCAAAAGCAGGCUGGACGGAUUUCCAGAGGAAUUCUGCUUUUCCUCUAACGUUAUUCAAUUUAAACAUUUCAUCAAAUCGGAAAAUGGGACGCGUCUCGUUCUGAAGGAAGACAACACCUUUGUCUGCACACUGGAAACUCUUAAGUUUGAAGCCAUUAUGAUGGCACUGAAGUGCGGCUUCAGACUGCUGACGAGCCUGGAUUGUUCAAAAGGGUCAAUUGUUCAGAGUGAUGCACUUCAUUUUAUCAAGUAAUUACUUCAUCGGUUAAACGAAAGGCAGUGGAGAAUCCAGCCCAGUCUUAUUAAACAGCAGCUCCUUGGCUUCGCAUAAUGUACCUGACUC
This is a messenger RNA of Xenopus laevis (African clawed frog), 1109 nucleotides long. RefSeq names its product potassium channel tetramerization domain containing 4 S homeolog (gene kctd4.S). The coding region runs from base 246 to 1019 and encodes 257 amino acids. Gene Ontology annotation, biological process: protein homooligomerization. The record is from RefSeq and is a predicted model, not a curated record. The transcript has a single exon. Lineage: Eukaryota; Metazoa; Chordata; Amphibia; Anura; Pipidae.